This is a messenger RNA of Carya illinoinensis, 1290 nucleotides long. Its product is annotated as cyclin-J18. NCBI's taxonomy places the organism in Eukaryota, Viridiplantae, Streptophyta, Magnoliopsida, Fagales, Juglandaceae. The transcript has 10 exons. The record is from RefSeq and is a predicted model, not a curated record. The coding region runs from base 100 to 795 and encodes 231 amino acids.
CUAAUCCCACGUCAAGAGAGAACUACUUUGAAAACAGUCUCCGACUCGCGAGGAAAUGCAAGAGGGAUUUCCCGCUCAAGGCAUUCACACAAGACAGACAUGCGACUUCCAUUGGUAGAGUUUCUCAUCCAAUCCACCCAGGAGCUCGACGUCGGUCAGAUUGUCAAAUACGCCGCAUUGUCACUCUUCGCUGAUCGCUUCUAUCCCUCUCUGUCCAGGUCUGCACAAGGCAAUGACAAGGCGAAUUGGCUUUUGCAACCAGUUAGAGAGAGCAAUUUGCAGUUGUUUGCACUUAUUUCUAUAUGGAUCUCAAGCAAAAUACAUGAUUCUUGUCCACUGCCUGUAAAAUGUUUGAAGUUUUUGGGAGACACAACUAUCAAGGAACAACAUUUUACGACUCGAGACUUCUUAGAAGCAGAGGUGGUCUUUUUGCAGGUAUUGGAUUUUGAGAUUGGUACGGCAAACAAUGCUUUCGUAUUCUUUGAAGAGCUUUAUAUUCAGUUCAAGGGAAUAGCAAAGGUUGGAGAAUUGUUGAACUUUGAAGCAUGCAUGGAUAUCAUGGACCUUGUAUAUGAAAAGGAGGAAACAUCACUUCUUCAUAGUUCUCGUUCGCUUGCUGCUUCAAUCUUGGCAUGUUUUUCUAUUUAUUUCAGGUUGCUUCAUACGUCAUUACAGUCCCUAAAAAGAAGUGGGAGUUUCCAGUUCUUCCUUGGGGUCCAUUGGAUGAAUGGAAAGAUUGUUACCAAAGUUGCUAGUGAGUUUGACUCCAGAAAAUGUGAUAUUGCAAAGUUGUGAAGUGAAGUUUGUAACCUCAUGCGAGGAAGAGCAUAUUAUAAAGAUCGUAACCGACAUUCUCAGGCAUGUAUUUGGGCCUUCUUGCUUGCUACAAGGUACUGGAUUUUAACCAGAAAGCACUAAACACUUAUGGAUACGUUGUAAAGCUACUUAGAUUUUACCGUGUUGAGGUCUUUAUCUGUUAAAGUUGAUGUAAAGAUGAGCCCAGGAAACCAUGGAGAAAAGAUGGUGGAGUGCCAUUCAUUCAUUUCCAGAAAGUACUUUGUGGCACUUUAUGAGCUAUGGGCUCUACCACACGACCAGUUGAUUCCAUAGAUAAAGUUCUUUAAUUUCCAGUGUCUUGUGGUGGGGGCCCUUUGGGAUCAAGGGAGAGAUGCCAAAACUUUUUACUUGGCUGGUAUGGGCACCACCGCACCGUACGUGGUUUCUGUUGUAAUUUCUUGGUUGUUCUCGAUUCUCUCGGUAAAGGCUAUGCAUGUCUUCUCUCAGUUGAAA